This is a messenger RNA of Mytilinidion resinicola, 1241 nucleotides long. RefSeq lists its product as uncharacterized. Bases 28 to 1104 code for a protein of 358 amino acids. Lineage: Eukaryota; Fungi; Ascomycota; Dothideomycetes; Mytilinidiales; Mytilinidiaceae. The transcript is spliced from 3 exons. The record is from RefSeq and is a predicted model, not a curated record.
UACAAACACCGGAAUUCAACAACCAGCAUGUCUGGCUUUGUUGCUAUCAACGCUCCCGUCGAAUCCACCCCACCCUCCCCUCGUUCAGAGUACUCCGGAAAUUCUGACAAUGUCGUCAACUCCGUGGAGCAGACGCUCCCAGUGCGCCUGAGUGGUCCGAAUAACCAUGACGCCAACACCCAUCCGCUCUCUCCACCUCGCGAGGCCUCCCCGACCGAGCUCACGCCCGUCUCGAAGACCCCUUCUAUCGCCGAAGGCACCGCUGGGCCAACCCCUGAGCCUUCCGAACAUGAGGACACAUCUAUGGAGGGCAGCGCCGAUGGCAACACUACUGUGGACGACUCUUUGGGAGAUACUACCGUCAACACUUCUAUGGAGGAUAACUCUCUCGUUAUUCCUUCGGAGGACACUCUGGACGCUACUGACGAGGAUGAAUCUUUCACCAACGACCAGCCCGCCACGGCGAUGACUAAGGCCCAAGCUCGUGCUGCUCGUGACUUCGAAUGCGUCUUCAACCCCAAGGGCCAAUGCAACACCGGCCAGUACACCAUGGACCUCGCCCGCAAGACCAUCUCUCACCACUUCGGCCGCAACAAGGCCUGCACCCGCGCCAUCAAAGGCUGGCCCAUGUACUGCCGCAAGCACUACCAGCGCGGCUGCUACGGCAAGCACCAGUGGCAGAUGACCAAGAUCGACCUGAUCAAGCACAUGUUCAAGAAGAUCGAGAGCCAGUACCCGGGCAUCGAGUACACGAUCGCGAUGAAGAAGUCUGAAGAGAAGCGCAUUAACGAGUACGCGCGCGAGCAGGCAUUCCCGACCACCAAGGAAUAUAGGUGGGCGGAUACUCCGUCGUGCAUCCCCGCCAAGGGGGAGAGCCAAGAGGCGCCCAUGAGCCUGCUCAUCAAACUCCAGGACCGUAUGGGCCCGGAUAGGGACAUGAAGUUCUGCCGCGAGACGAUCAAUAUCAUCAAGAAGGAGAUCGAGGCUGAUACAACCGACAAGCUGGAGCUCCCGAGCAUCGAGUUCCUUCCACAGAUCCCGGGCCUUCAUACGCCUAAGAAGAGCCGCGUUUCCACCAAAGGUCGCGUUCAGAAGCCGAAGUAGGCGCUUCUGGAUGCUUCGACGGCAUACUUCUGCGGCUGUUUGUAAACAUUGCAUGGCGUGGAGUUCAUUGUGGGGUUUGGCGAAGGUAAUGUUAGGCGCAAGUCUUUGCGGAGGUUCUCAAAUUGAUACCCUUACUU